Messenger RNA from Arctia plantaginis, 339 nucleotides. NCBI's taxonomy places the organism in Eukaryota, Metazoa, Arthropoda, Insecta, Lepidoptera, Erebidae. The record is from the annotation of a GenBank genome assembly.
AUGGGCUUCGGAGGGGAAGCGGCGGAAUGGCGCAAGUGCGGGUACACGCACUUAGAGUGCGCGCGCGAGCACCGCCAGCGCCGGGUGUGGCUAGCGGCGGCGACAUGCGUAGCAGCAUGCGAGGCAGCGGUGGAGGCGCCGGGAGAACAUCCCAAUGCCAAGGGUGCGGGGGAGCGGACCACAGCUACGACACGUGUCGUUUCCGGAGCUACGUGUGCCGCCAUUGCAAGCGUACGGUACACCUUCGCCGCAGCACGCUUCGUGCCCGCAGCACACUUGGCGCACAAUAGCGGCGGUUAUCCACUGCGGUACUUGGGCGAGGGCUCCCACGAAGGUUAA